This is a messenger RNA of Capsella rubella, 1926 nucleotides long. Its product is annotated as uracil-DNA glycosylase, mitochondrial. NCBI's taxonomy places the organism in Eukaryota, Viridiplantae, Streptophyta, Magnoliopsida, Brassicales, Brassicaceae. The transcript is spliced from 7 exons. Gene Ontology annotation, cellular component: nucleus; mitochondrion. The coding region runs from base 264 to 1262 and encodes 332 amino acids. The record is from RefSeq and is a predicted model, not a curated record. Gene Ontology annotation, biological process: base-excision repair; base-excision repair, AP site formation via deaminated base removal. Gene Ontology annotation, molecular function: uracil DNA N-glycosylase activity.
UUUAAAAGGGAAUACUGUAGAAACUAGACUGGAGUACACCACUGAUGUGCGCUUGGUGUUAUAACCGGUUCAAACCGGCUUGAAGAGUUGCCUUAACCGGCCUGUACCACCGUUUUUCCCGCCAUUAAACUCUUCUCCUCUCUUCCCUGUAAAAUUUUCUGGGAAAUAAUUAAAACAAAAUGGGGAAUUUGGUGAAAGAAUAAAAUAUUGGGAUCUCUUCUUCUCCAUAGUGAUAGUGACAUAAAAACACUUCUGAAACGGAGAUGGCUUCGUCCGCACCUAAAACCCUAAUGGACUUUUUUCAACCUGCCAGCAAACGCCUCAAAGCUUCCCCUUCUUCUUCUUCUUCUUCUUUCUCCACCGUCUCUGUCGCCGGAGGAUCCCGCGAUUUGGGUUCUGAAGCAAGCUCGCCGCCUCGCUUAACCGUUGCCAGUUCCGCCGAUGACGCAUCUGGCCUUACACCUGAACAGGUCGCUCGCGCCGAGUUCAACAAGUUCGUGGCCAAGUCCAAGCGUAACCUCGCCGUCUGCUCCGAGAAGGUCACUAAAGCGAAAGCUGAAGGAAGAUGCUAUGUGCCGUUGAGUGAGCUUUUAGUGGAAGAAUCAUGGCUUAAAGCUCUUCCUGGAGAAUUGCAUAAACCCUACGCCAAAACCCUUUCUGAUUUCCUUGAACGUGAGACCACCACCGACGGUAAAAGCCCUCCGAUUUAUCCACCGCAGCAUUUGAUUUUCAAUGCCCUUAAUACAACUCCCUUUGAUCGAGUCAAGGCUGUUAUUAUUGGACAGGAUCCUUACCACGGACCAGGUCAAGCUAUGGGUUUGUCCUUCUCUGUGCCUGAAGGAGAAAAGCUUCCUUCUAGUCUGUUGAACAUAUUCAAGGAGCUUCAGAAAGAUGUUGGCUGUUCCAUCCCACGUCAUGGCAAUCUACAGAAAUGGGCUGUGCAGGGUGUGUUGCUGCUGAAUGCUGUUCUUACAGUAAGGAGUAAACAGCCUAAUUCACAUGCAAAGAAAGGAUGGGAACAAUUCACUGAUGCUGUUAUUCAAAGCAUCUCACAGCAGAAGGAAGGUGUUGUUUUUCUUCUCUGGGGAAGAUACGCUCAAGAGAAAUCCAAGUUGAUAGAUGCGACUAAACAUCAUAUACUCACAGCAGCUCAUCCAUCUGGUUUGUCGGCGAAUAGAGGCUUCUUCAACUGCAGGCAUUUCUCUCGCGCAAACCAGCUAUUCGAGCAAAUGGAGAUUCCUCCCAUUGAGUGGCAACUUUAACUUAACGUAGUCUUAAAGCCAAGAAGUGGUGUAACUUUCUCGGGAAGCCUAGCAUUUUUUUGCAGUACUUUUUGGUGAAGAAAGGUUCAAGUUCUGAACAGUUCUAAUUCCUUUUCUUUGUGAAUUAUGUUAUCACAGAACCCUAUCAUAGGCUGUUGAAGUAACUGUAUCUUAGUAUGGCUCAGUAGUAGCAAAUCGUGUCUUCAUUAUGUAGUUUUAAAGAAGGAUUUAUGUUAUCUAUGGAACGCAAGAAGUUGUAACUUCUAUUAUCGACGAUGUAAGUCAUUGGUGAGUGCUACAAGGAUAUUUCUAUGUAACCCCUUUGAAUUGAUAAUGUUAUUCUCAAGUUCAAAGGCAUGCCUGGGAAACAACAAAUUUACAAUCUUGGAACAAAAUUUACAGAAGCAACUGCUCCUAGACUCUAUGAUCAUGAAUUUCACAAAUGAGGUACACACUUUGCUAAUCUGCAUUACCUGUUAGCUCCAAGUAUGAUGAAUGCUUCUGAAUUGACCAAAACAAGCUCCAAACAUAGGGAGGAAACAUAAAGAACAUAUUCGGCUCACAUUCCCUUCUUCUUCUUCUUCUUCUUUUAUGUCUUAUGUCUCUUCCUCAAGUUCCUUAUGGUUGGCAAGUGCCAAUCAAUUGAAUGUGGACACCCAAAAAA